UUGCUGACAUGAUUAAUCAAAUUUUAUAUUUAUUCAUAUUUUGUUUACGAAUAUUUUCUAUACAUUGUGAGUCAUGCACAAUCCCUUCAACUGGACUCUCAGGAAACUGUGUCAUCUUAAACCAAUGUCCUACAAUAAAAGAGGAGUUUAGAAAAGAUUCAACAAAAACACCAGUUGUGUGUGAUAAAAAGUUAAGAACAAUCUGCUGCCCAGUUGAAACGUUAUCAGUUGAAAAUUCUUUAAGCUUUAGGGGAUUCCCUAAAACUCAGAAUCAGACAAAUAAUCAACAGUUUUUACAUUUUAAUGAAGCAUGUUCAAACUAUCGAAAAAAGAUGACAAAGAACGUGACAAUUUCCUCAUUCAUUGUCGAUGAGCCAGAAGAGCAUCAUUUAAUUAAUUAUUGCAACACAAAUCAAAGAGACAUUGGAGUUGCUGUGGAAAAGGAAUUUCCACAUGUUGCAUAUAUUUUUGGAAAGAUAAUACUAAAGAAUAGAAAUGGAAAUGUUGUCAAGCCAGUGCAACAAGUUGUUGAAACAAAAUGUUCUGGUUCGUUAAUUACGGAAAAUUUCGUGCUCACAACUGCUUUAUGUGUUAGUAAAAAUCGACAUUCAUCUGCAAUCGUUCAUUUUGGUGUUCUGAAUCUGACGUCGGAAUUUGAAGCUUAUUCAACAGUUGAAAUUCCAAAAAUUAACUUACUGACAUUUUUAGAAAUUACUUUACUGAGAUUAGUAAAUAGUAUGGAUGUAAAUGAAAGCAUUAUGCCAGCUUGCUUGUCGUCUGUAUCGAACGCAAAAUUUGUAUUGAGUGGCUGGACAGGAUAUAAAUAUGAAUGCAAUCCUCUCUUGAAAAAAUGGUACAUUCGAGAGGAGGAUGUUGAAAAUUGUGGAAAAACAAUGCUUUGUGUUGAUUCCAUAAACAUCAUCAACUAUCAUGAGACUCUUGUACCUGGAAGUCCACUUCACGUUUAUCAUCCUGAAAGCGACUGUCAAUACAUUAUCAAAGGGCUGUUUAAGCGAAUUUUCAUGGAAAAAUAUGAAUUUAUUUCUUUAAACAGUUAUUUGGCAAAUAAUCUUUUUGUAGCAGCAGUCAUAGUUGUACUGUCAAUCAUACCAAUCACCGAGCAAAGUGAUAAAGAAUAUGGCGAUUUAUUUACUAGUUUACAAGACGAUGAAACUAUUGAAACAAAAGCUCAUGACGGUGAAUAUGUGUGUAUUCGAAAAUACGUAAUAGAAGGUCACUUAACGACACAUCAAAUUGAUGAAAAUCCAAAGAAAAUUAACAUGUUUGAUGUAGACUGUAAGGAAGUUAUAAGAACAGCCAGAGGUAAUGCAGCAGAUACAAUGGCUAGUGAUGAAUAUUUAUCUGAAGAUCAAAAGAAAUGUGUCAGGAGGAAAUUUAUUAAUGGAAAACAUUUUGACGCCAUGGCUGUUGCUGUUGCUCUUAGGCAAAGCACAUUGUCACCAAAUCAAAUGGUUGAAGAGAAAACUAAGUUUAUUGAAAAAAUGAAUGAGAUGUCAAAAAGUCUCAAUGAAUGUGUCAUGAAGAAGAAAAAGAAGGAAGAGAAAAAGGAGGAAAAGAAGGAAGAGGAGAAAAAGGAAUAAUAGUAAGGGAUACAUCAUUUAAUAACCAACCCCUUAUAAAUAAAAU
Molecule: messenger RNA, 1647 nt
Organism: Chironomus riparius
Lineage: Eukaryota; Metazoa; Arthropoda; Insecta; Diptera; Chironomidae
Source: the annotation of a GenBank genome assembly